GAUGCACGCCGGUAUGUGUACCAUGUAUUCACCCACUGCCACUGUGUGUCAGCCGUACAGCAUAGUUCCUAUAGUUGGAAUCCAACACAACAUCUAUCUCAAGGUGAAUAAUAUUGGCACAAACAAAUUAUUCUAUAUGUCGAUGAUGACUGCUGGGGCUCCACAAAUACCUUAUAUUUGACGUGCAGCAUACGAGCUUGUUAUUUGACGUGUGCAUGUGUGUAUAUAAUAACUCGUGAGCCGGUUGAUGACUGAUUCAAAAGUUUGUUGACUUCUUUUCAAAUACAAUUUGUCGUAUAAAGAAAUGCUUGUUCAAGGUUCAUGCAUCUACCUGGCAACUGCUCAUAAUAUAUUUUCGAAAGAUCUAAUGUGCAGUGUUUAAUCUAAAAAAUUAUAAUUUACGUAAUUCAAAUGUAUAACGGUUUAAACAAUGUAAACUUCGUUUUUCAUAAAAGUUUUAUUACUACAAGGAGAAUAUAGGAUAACACAUUCCAUAAUUAUGGCGAAGUCUACAGACACAUUCCUCUGGACUUCAAAAUUACAAUGUCCAUCAACAAUAUGCAAUGAAUCUGUAAAAAACAUAUUAUGCUCAGGAUUUAUUGGACUCCUCUGGGACGAUUUAGCUGAUGUUAUUCACAGUGCCCAAGAAGCACAGACAGUACGGAAAAAUAUUUUACUACAUCAUUUAAAGCAAGGAACAUCUAAUAAAGUUAUUCAAUGUAAGAAAAAUGUGUUAAAACUGAAAUCAGAAACAAAUGAUUUGAAGAAUGAAAUAUCUAAGUUAGAAAAAGAAUAUGAGCAACAAGAUUUUGUAAUUAGACAGAUAGUUAAGAAGCAAAGAGAAAUUUCAUCUAAACGUUCUGAAAUAAGAAGCAGAAGAGAUUUACUUAAAAUGAAACAUGAUGAAACAAUUACACAACUUCGGGAUUGCAAUGAUAUGAGAUUAGUUUGUCAACAUUUAAUGCCAGCAACUUGUAAAGAGUUAGAUCCAAAAAGAUUGAUGGAAAUGUCAGAUACAGUGAUAACCCUUUGGACUGGAGCAAAUAAAAAACAAGCAUGGAAUAGAAUAUCUAGCAAUCUUAGUCACAUUGAAGUUCCUACAUUGUGGCGUCAUAUAUAUCAAAACUUAACGGAAGACGUGGAUGCAUUAAUUAUGUCAGAAAUUGCAAAACCCAAAUGUAGUGAUGAGAAAGGUAUAAAUAUUGGUAUAGCUAGGAUAUAUGGACAGCAUAUUUGUAUGGUUUCCAGACAAUUAAUCCAUAAAAAGAGAGCAAAUAAUUAUCAACAAAAUGUAAUGGAAUUUAUAGAAAAAAUUGAGACAGCUUCAGAUGAUGCAGAUGUAAGUGAGUGGUUAGCAUUAACACUGGAAGUUCGAAAAUUAGAAACAGAGCAAACAAGUUUACAAGUAGAAAUUGAGAAAAUUUGUGGCAAUUUGUAUGAGGAUGAGACCAUUGCAGUUGAACUAGCACAAUUGACAUCAGAAAUUGAAUAUAUCGAUACUGAAAUUGCAGGAUAUAUACAAGACAUACAGCAAUCCAUAGGUCUUUUAAAAUCUGCACCAGUAUUUCUCAUGAAAACGAGAGAAAAGAUACAUUUAGAGUUGCAAAGAAUAUUGGCAAUGCGAGCAGACGGUUAUGACUCAACAGUAUUGAACAACAAUUUAACUACCGAAUUAGAUAUAUUUUAUGAUGUUUUAGAUUUGAACGCUUUAAGGAAAGUGAUGUUAAAAGGAGAUAUUGGCGUUUACAGGCACGUAAAGAGUUGUUUCAGUGAAGCUUCUAUUUCAGUUCCAGCUUCUAGAGUUUCACAUGUUACAUUAUAUUUCCCAUUUAUCCAGACACCGAUAUAUUCUUUAAUAGAAUGUUAUAAGAAUUUAAUUUUGAUGUUUGCCUAUAAAAGAUUUGAAUCAUUAGAAAUCGAAGGAGAUACAAAUCUAGUUGAAUCGUCUAAAGUAAAUUUCAUGUCCUCUUCACAAAUGUACGAAGAGAAUAAUUAUAAUACACUUGAACUUCUGAACUCAUCGAAAGUUGUUAAUACAAGAGCAAAAGCAGAAAUUAAUGAAUUUAAUGAACUUCUAAAUGCUUGGGUAAAUCAGACAGUUCAAAAGAUAAUGGAGAUUAUUGAGAAAACCGUAGAUGAUGCUACUUUCCCACAAUGGACUGAACGUUAUGAUUUAUUACUAUAUAUGCUACAAAAUUCUAGAUAAUCUUAUUUUUUUUAUCAGUUGGUUUACAACGCAAGGUCUCAAAGUCGGCGUUAAACGGUAAUGCAUAAAGAAAAUGAUUCAGCUUGUAUUUAUUAUUCGUUCAUUUAAUAAAAAUACCUUUAAUUUAAUUAAA
Molecule: messenger RNA, 2339 nt
Organism: Ceratina calcarata
Lineage: Eukaryota; Metazoa; Arthropoda; Insecta; Hymenoptera; Apidae
Exons: 10
Coding region: 500-2206 (568 amino acids)
Source: RefSeq, a predicted model, not a curated record